Molecule: messenger RNA, 2335 nt
Organism: Centruroides sculpturatus (bark scorpion)
Lineage: Eukaryota; Metazoa; Arthropoda; Arachnida; Scorpiones; Buthidae
Product: patched domain-containing protein 3-like
Exons: 3
Coding region: 1-2277 (758 amino acids)
Cellular component (GO): membrane
Source: RefSeq, a predicted model, not a curated record
AUGACACAAAUUCCUCGAUCAGCAAUGGUUUACGUUCUAAAUAAAUUUGGACAAAAUAUGUUGCAAAAAGAAACUUUACUCGAAAUUCAAGUUUUAGACGAACUUAUUAAAAACAUAACCGUUGUUGUAGAUGGAAGAGUAAUAAAUUAUAGUAACAUUUGUGGAAUAGUCAACGAGAAAUGCUUUGAAAAUCCAAUACUAAAUUUAAUGCCGGAAAUGGAUAAAUUAAUUUCCCGAAAGAGAAAAGUAAAGUUUCCUGUAGAAAUUGACCCGCUUACAUACAAAACCCAAUACUGGAUAAUCAAUUUUGGGGGUGUUAAAUAUGAUACACGAGGAUAUGUCAGAAAUGUAAAAGCUAUGAGAUUAAUUUAUCCUCUUGAUGAAUCAAAUUCCUCUAAAGAACAGUGGCUCCAAGAAUGGCGAAAAGCAUUUUUGAAAAACGUUAAACAAUUUAAAUUUAAUUUCAUUGAAUUGUAUCCAUGUCCAGUGCUCUCGACUGAGUUAGACAUGAAAUCAAUUGCUGACGAUACGUUAUUUUUGAUUAGUGUCGCCAUUAUAGUAGCUGCUUUAUUUUGUGUAGUGACUUAUACGACAAAUAGUUGGGUAAUGAGUAAACCUUGGAUGGGAAUUGCUGCUGUCUUCUCUGCUGGAUUAGCAAUUGUUUCUUCCUUCGGAUUGAUGAGUUCGUGCGGAGUAGAAACCAUUAGCUAUAACAUUUCAUUACCUUUUCUAAUUUUAGCUAUAGAAAUAGAUGAUUCUUUUGUGAUAGUAGCAAAUUGGAGAGUUACCGAAGUUCAAGACAACGUAGAAGAACGAAUGGGGAAAACUUACUCAAAAUCCUCAGUUUCUAUCACAAUAACAACGUUAACAAAUAUUUUAUCUUUCUGCAUAGCGAUGACUGCAGAAUUUCCUGGUGUGAGGAUCUUCUGUUAUUACGCUACUACUUGCGUGUGCUUUACUUAUUUCUAUCAGAUUACGUUCUUCGGAUCGUGUCUAGCCCUUAGUGGAUAUAGAGAAGAAAGAUGUCUUAAUGCAUUCACAUUUAAAAUGUUAAAAGAAAAGUCCGAAAAAUACACCACCCAUCACAAUCAUGAAUAUCUGACUAUGAAAUUCUUCAGGGAUAAUGUCGCUAGAUUCAUUUCACAUCCUACAAUAAAAAUAAUAAUUAUUUUUAUAUAUUUUUGUAAUCUUGCCAUAGGUAUUUGGGGUGUAACAUUUUUAAAAGAAGGAUUAAACAUUUUUACACUUUAUCCUAAUCAUUCAAAAGUGACAAAAGGAUAUCGAAUAUAUAGCGAUUAUUUCACAGAAUUUUCAUUUUCUGUGCAUAUUGUUAUUAAUAAAACAUUAGAUUAUUCUCAAGAAAAAGUCCAGAAAUCUAUAGAAAAUAUGAUGAUGAAAUUUCAUUCUCAUCCUAAUAUCAUUCCCUCGGAAUUUGAUAUAUCUUGGUUAAAAUACUAUGAAAAGUUUCAGAAUCAUCCAGUAUCUCCGUUUACCAUGAAUGGAUAUGAUGUGUCAAGGAAACAGGAUUUUAUAGACGGUCUUCGCAACGUGUUUUUAAGAAUUGGAGAAGCCAAACAAUUUUCAAAUGACAUCGUUUUUAAUGAUAAUUACACAGAAAUUAUAUGUAGUCGCUUUUUUGUGGGAGCAAAACACGAUCAUCUAAGAGGAACGGAACGUAAAUUAAUUAAUGAAAUGUGGAAAAUAGCAGAAGAAUUCGAAUUUCCAGUUAUAAUACAUUCUUUUUAUUCUUCUGCGAUAGAACAAGCUUUGAUCAUAAAAAGAAUAACUAUUCAACUUUUCUGGCUGACAGCUCUUCUGAUUUUUAUUGUAUUUUUUGCAUUUAUUCCAAAUUUUCUUUGCGCGCUUCUUGUAGGUCUCUCGAUUACUUCAAUAAUCGUCGAAACAUUUGGAUAUAUGUCUUUUUGGAAUGUAAAUCUUGAUGUCAUUACCAUGAUGAUUAUAAUAGUUUGCAAUGGUUUCUGUGUAAAUUAUCCCACGCAUAUGUGUUACGUUUUCCUGACUUCGUCGCAUUCUACAGUUGAAGAAAAGUUAAAAGAAUCACUAUAUCAUGUUGGUUUUCCCAUACUUCAAGGUUCACUGUCCACAAUUCUGGUAUCGGUAAUAUUUCUUUAUAAUAAUAUGUACGUGUAUGUAUCAUUUGUAAAAAUUGUUGUCUUUAUUUCUUUACAAACUCUCUUCCAUUCUAUUUUUGUUAUUCCUGUAUUUCUUAGCAUAAUAGUUAACCUAUUUCAGAAAAAUAAUAGCAAUACUUUGUAAUAAAGUUUAUUAUUGUAUUACAGUGGAAUUGCCAAGAGUACAAGUCUACCCCCCUAUA